This is a messenger RNA of Nothoprocta perdicaria, 6975 nucleotides long. RefSeq names its product pericentriolar material 1 (gene PCM1). Gene Ontology annotation, biological process: centrosome cycle; protein localization to centrosome; intraciliary transport involved in cilium assembly. NCBI's taxonomy places the organism in Eukaryota, Metazoa, Chordata, Aves, Tinamiformes, Tinamidae. The transcript is spliced from 40 exons. Bases 84 to 6308 code for a protein of 2074 amino acids. The record is from RefSeq and is a predicted model, not a curated record. Gene Ontology annotation, cellular component: centriole; centriolar satellite; centrosome.
CGGCGGCGAUGGCGGCCGUUGCGGCGCGGGGCUGAGCGCCGCCUAGGCCGCCGCUCUGAGAUUCCCUUUACUGACGAGUUGUCAUGGCUGCAGGAGGUGGCCCCUUUGAGGAAGGCAUGAAUGAUCAGGACUUGCCUAGCUGGAGCAAUGAGAGCCUCGAUGACCGGCUGAACAACACGGACUGGGGAAGUCAACAGAAGAAAGCAAACAGGCCUUCAGAAAAAAAUAAGAAGAAACUUAGUUGUGAAGCGGAAACAAGGCUUACUAAUGAUAUAUCUCCAGAGUCCUCGCUUGGAAUGGGUCGACGAAAGACCAGGACUCCGCAUAGUUUUCCUCACACUAGAUAUAUGACCCAGAUGUCUGUUCCAGAGCAGGCUGAACUAGAAAGGCUGAAGCAAAGAAUAAACUUCAGUGAUCUUGAUCAGAGAAGCAUUGGAAGUGAUUCUCAAGGCAGGGCAACGGCUGCUAACAACAAACGUCAACUUAAUGAAAACAGAAAGCCAUUUAACUUCCUGUCGCUGCAAAUAAACACRAACAACAGCAAAGAUCCCUCCUCAGGUUCCCAAAAGAAGGAGUCUGGGGGAUYGCUGCAAUGUAAAGAGUUAUUUGGAGCCGCUCUAAGCAAGGAUUUCUUGCAAAAUUGUCAGGUCUCUAAUCAAGAAGAUGGAAGAGGGGAGCCAGCCAUGGAUAGCAGUCAGAUUGUGAGCAGACUAGUUCAGAUUCGCGACUAUAUUGCUAAGGCCAGCUCCAUGCGGGAUGAUCUUGUAGAGAAAAAUGAAAGAUCGGCCAAUGUUGAGCGUUUAUCACAUCUUAUAGAUCACCUUAAAGAGCAGGAGAAAUCCUAUCUGAAAUUUUUGCAAAAGAUGCUUGCUAGAGAAAAUGAGCAGGAGGAUGUGUGGACUGUAGAUUCAGCUGUGGGAUCUGAUUCUAUAGCUGAGAGCACAUUGCCAAACGUUGAUGUGCGGUCUGAGGUUUCAGAUACGGCCAGAGAUCCUCAGCAGGAAGCAAAAGAGGAGUUGGAGAACUUGAAGAAGCAACAUGAUCUAUUAAAAAGGAUGCUACAACAGCAGGAGCAAUUGAAGGCUCUUCAAGGAAGACAGGCAGCUCUUCUUGCUCUCCAACACAAAGCAGAACAAGCAAUUGCUGUCAUGGAUGAUUCUGUUGUAACAGAGACUACUGGCAGUGUUUCUGGAGUGAGUCUUACAUCAGAACUGAAUGAAGAAUUAAAUGACUUAAUACAGCGCUUUCACAACCAGCUUCAUGAUUCUCAGACACAGUCUGUGCCAGACAAUAGAAGGCAAGCAGAAAGUCUUUCACUUACCAGGGAGAUCUCACAAAGUAGGAAUUCUUCAACGUCAGAGCAUCUGUCAGAUGAGAAGGUGCAGCUUUUUAACAAGAUGCGGAUGUUGCAGGGUAAAAGACAAGAACUGGACAAAUUGUUAGGAGAACUUCAUACACUUCGUGACCAGCAUCUAAAUAACUCCUCCUUUUUUCCUGCAUCAGGUUCUCCUCAGAGAAGCAUUGACCAACGAAGUACAACUUCAGCCGCAUCUGCUCCUGCGGGGAUAGUGACCGUUGUCAAUGGCGAAUCCAACAGCCAGGCAUCGUCGGCGCCCUAUCCUCCCGAUGGCCUCACUUCGCAGAAUGACAGUGAAGAAGAGGAAAAUCUAAACCCAACAGAAAAGCUCCAGAAACUAAAUGAAGUUCGGAAGAGGCUGAACGAGCUGCGCGAGUUAGUUCACUACUAUGAACAGACAUCUGAUAUGAUGACAGAUGCUGUGAAUGAAAACACCAAGGAAGAGGAAGAAACAGAAGAAUCUGAAAGUGAUUCUGAACAUGAGGAUCAGCAGCCUGUUACAAAUAUUAGAAACCCUCAAGGAAUCAGUAGCUGGAGUGAAAUGAAUAGCAACUCGAACAUACAGUGUGGAGCUAAUAACAGAGAUGGAAGGCAUCUUAAUACUGACUGCGAAAUAAAUAACCGAUCUGCUGCUAAUAUAAGGACUCUCAAAGUGUCUUCAGCUCUAGACUGUCAUAAUAGGGAGGAUGACAAAGAUGUUGACCUCCCCCAAGAAGAAGAUGAAGAAGUUGAGGAAGAUAGAGCUAGUGACGAUUCUGUAUCUAGCCACAGAAGCAGCCUGGGGGAUGCUGCUGGCGAUGCUGAGUUUGAGCAGAAGAUCAGUAGACUUAUGGCUGCGAAACAGAAACUUAGACAGCUCCAAAACCUGGCUGCCAUGGUGCAGGAUGAUGAUCUGGAACCUCAAGCAGCAGUUGCCAAUGCAGCUAAUAGGAGUGACUUGUUUUCGGGUGACCCAGAGGAGACAAAGCAACAACCAAACAAUAUCCGGGCAGGUGCCAAGAAGCUACAAAAAGAUGUAGGACUGAAUGAAAAAGCAAGAGAGAAAUUUUAUGAAGCUAAGCUACAGCAGCAGCAACGGGAGCUUAAACAGUUACAAGAGGAAAGAAAACGACUGAUUGAAAUUCAGGAAAAAAUUCAAACAUUACAGAAAGCUUGUCCUGACCUUCAAUUGUCAGCUAGUUUUGGUAACUGCCCAGGAAACAGACAGAUUUCCCCAACAACGUCAACUCCAGCCACCAACGAGUGUAACGCAGCUGCCAAGCCCUUACUUGAGUUCGAUGAUUCUGUGCCAGUUGGCAAUGAGCUGUGGUCUGAGAUGAGGAGGCAUGAGAUUUUAAGGGAAGAGCUGCGCCAGAGGAGRAAGCAGCUGGAAGCACUGAUGGCCGAGCACCAGAGGAGGAGAGAGCUGGCMGAAACAAUAUCUACUGUGGCCGCUUCUGUUAAGAGCGAGGGGUCGGAAGCUCGGUGCACUCCGCAGCAGAGUAGGACAGAGAAGACAAUGGCGACCUGGGGAGGUUCUACCCAAUGUGCCCUGGAUGAGGAGGAUGGGGAUGAAGAUGGUUAUCUCUCUGAUGGACUUGGUCAUGCAGAAGAAGAGGAAGAAGAUGAAGAAUCAAGUUCUAAUGACACUUUCUCUGUUUAUCCCAAUAACAACAUACCAGAAAGUACCUUUUGUGCUAAAGAAAACAAGGAUAGGUGGAAGAAUUGCCGUCCAGUUUCAGCAGAUGGGAAUUAUCGUCCAGGGACUAAGAGCCGGCAGCAGCAGCAGAACCUCAGCAUGCGACGGCAGGAGAACCUGCGGUGGGUGUCUGAGCUCUCGUACGUGGAGGAAAAGGAACAAUGGCAAGAGCAGAUCAACCAGCUGAAGAAACAGCUCGAGUUUAGUGUCAGCAUUUGUCAAACCUUGAUGCAGGAUCAGCAGACCCUGUCUUGUCUACUGCAGACUCUGCUUACAGGCCCGUGCAGUAUGAUGCCCAAUAGUGUUGCAUCUCCACAAGUACAUCUUAUUAUGCAUCAGUUAAACCAGUGCUAUACUCAGCUGACUUGGCAGCAGAAUAACGUUCAAAGGCUGAAGCAAAUGCUGAAUGAUCUGAUGCGCCAGCAAGAAGAGCAACAGUGUCAAGAGAAGCUGUCCAAGAAGGAGAGAGGCAGCAGUGCGCCACCACCUCCCUCUCCUACCGUCUUUUGUCCCUUCAGCUUUCCUCCACAACCUGUGAACCUGUUUAACRUACCUGCGUUCACUAAUUUUAAUUCCUUUUCUCCAGGUAUAAACUACAACCCAGUGUUUCCUUCUGGUUUUGGAGAUUUCGCACACAACACUUCCCCACAGGGUGAGCAGCAACAUCCUAUGGAUUAUAAUGCUUCUGGGAAAACUGAGUACAUGGCAUUUCCCAAACCUUUUGAAAGCAGUUCCUCUAAUGGCGCAGAAAAACAAAGAAGGAAUCACAGACAACCUGAAGAGGAAACAGAAAACAGAGCAGUUUGGCUUAAUGACAACGAGGACACCAAAAGGGAUGAUCAGUCUUACCGGAAAGCAGGUUUUGGUGCUUCGACACAAAACACUCCUCCUAGCCAUAAAAAUCAGUCUGAUGUGAACAGGAGAAGAGAGUUUGAUGAGGAGUCUCUGGAGAGUUUUAGUAGCAUGCCUGAUCCAGUAGACCCAACUACUGUGACCAAAACAUUUAAAUCCAGAAAAGCAUCAGCACAAGCGAGCUUGGCUUCAAGAGAUAAAACACCCAAAUCAAAGAAUAAGAGGAAGAGUUCUUCUCAACUAAAAGGCAGAAUUAAAAGUACUGGUUAUGAAAGUGCAAGUGCUUCUAGUGUGGGCGAGCCCUGCAAAAGCAGUAAGAGCAGCAGACGCUCUGAAGAGGUGGUUCACGCAAAGGUGUUCAGCAAAAGAAAUCGAGAACAGUUGGAAAAAAUAAUUAAAUACAGUAGAUCUACAGAAAUGUCUUCAGCGCAUGCUAGGAGAAUUCUGCAGCAGUCUAACAGAAAUGCAUGCAUUGAAGCGCCAGAAACUGGUAGUGAUCUUUCUAUGUUUGAAGCUUUGCGGGACACAAUUUAUUCUGAAGUAGCUACUCUUAUCUCUCAAAAUGAGUCUCGGCCUCAUUUUCUGAUUGAACUUUUUCAUGAGCUCCAACUGCUAAAUACAGAUUACUUGAGGCAAAGGGCACUGUAUGCUUUACAGGAUAUUGUGACCAGGCAUUUAUCUGAGACCCGUGAAAARCGGAAGUGUGCAAAAUCACUGAAUUCUGCCACAUGGAUGGCAUCCAAUUCUGAACUCACUCCCAGUGAAAGCCUUGCUUCUACAGAUGAUGAAACUUUUGAGAAAAACCUACCUAUAGGAGCAUGUCAAGAUUGUGAGCAAAAUGAUGCAGAUAAUGGGAGCAUGUCAACAUCUUCAAAUUUCGAACCUUUUGCCACUGAUGACCUUGGCAACACAGUGAUUCACUUAGAUCAAGCUUUGGCUAGGAUGAGGGAAUAUGAGCGUAUGAAAAUUGAAGCUGAAAGUACUCUUGACUCUGAGGGCUGCUCUAGUAAUUUUCAGGGUGCUUCUGCUGCUAAAUUAGAAGAGCCAAAUUCCAGUGAAAGUCCCUGUGGGCCACAGUCAAGUGAAGCUUCUGCUGUUCCAUGUCCUCGUAUAGAUACUCAGCAGCUCGACCGGCAGAUUAAAGCAAUUAUGAAAGAGGUCAUUCCUUUCCUGAAGGAACACAUGGAUGAAAUAUGCUCGUCGCAGUUGCUGACGUCAGUAAGACGUAUGGUCCUGACUCUCACACAGCAGAACGAUGAAAGUAAAGAAUUUGUCAAGUUCUUUCAUAAACAGCUUGGCAGCAUACUGCAGGAUUCACUGGCAAAAUUUGCUGGUAGAAAAUUAAAAGAUUGUGGGGAGGACCUCCUUGUGGAAAUCUCUGAAGUUUUAUUUAAUGAAUUAGCUUUCUUCAAACUGAUGCAGGACUUGGACAACAACAGUAUUUCUGUAAARCAGAGAUGUAAAAGAAAAACAGCACCAACUGAAGUGAUACAGUCUAAUGCUAAAGAGGCAAAAAGUGGUCUCCAGCUGGAUGCAUGUUCAUCUGCUGAAGAUGUCGAUGAGGACAAAGACAAGGAUGAGACUGAAACAAUGAAACCAGUGCAGGACUCGGAAAUGCACGGUGGCAGUGAGGUUCCUGAACAUGCUAGAUCCGACGCUUCUGAUCAAGAGGAGGAKGAGGAAAGUGAGAGAGGUCCAGUGUCAAUAAGUUUAUCAAAAGCAGAAACACAGGCUCUGACUAAUUAUGGAAGUGGAGAAGAUGAGAAUGAAGAUGAAGAAAUAGAAUUUGAAGAAGGGCCUGUGGAUGUGCAGACAUCAUUACAAGCCAGUAAUGAAACUGCAACUGAAAACCAACAGACUCUUAACCAAGAAUUGAAUAAGACAAAAGACACUGAGGUUUUGUCAUCAGAACAAGAAUCUGUUAAAGGUGAACAAGAUGUGGCUACUGCUUUACCUCAUUACCUCAAUGUCUUGGAGAACACACCACCUUUAAAGGACUCAGGGCUGUUGACAGUUAUAACAAACAUGAAAACAGAAGAAUCAAGCUCGUCUUUACCAGUAAACGAAGCUCAAACACCAAAUCCAGCGUGUGUAGGAAGCAAGUCAUCUACUGGAAGCUCUGAAAGCUCCAUGGCUGGCAGCCCCGAUACAGAGUCGCCGGUGUUAGUGAAUGAAUAUGAGGCUGGUUCUGGAAAUGUAAGUCAAAAAUCCGAUGAAGAUGACUUUGUGAAAGUUGAAGACUUGCCCCUUAAGCUGACGGUGUAUUCAGAGGCAGAUCUAAUGAAGAAAAUGGCAACGGAAUCUCACACCAGCAAUUUGUGUGAUGAGUUACUGGAUGGCGGUGUAGCUCAAGAUCAAGAAUUAGUCGGAGAUGCCCAGACUCUGAAAGAACCUGACACUGUUGGAGCUCAAAGUGCAUGAGAAUAAUCUGCAGAUGUCUGCACACUUAUACUCCAUGUAUACAAAUGCAUAUAGAAGAUCAGCACUAACUUACCAGAAUUCUGAACGUGUAUAAACAUGUAAAUUAGUUUUUGACACUCUGCCUCGUAGGAUAGGUAUGUUAACUUCUGCCUGUGGCAGUUUAAACGGCUGGAACUGAGUCCUCUUCUCAGUUUCACUGGUCUUCUGUCUUGAUUUUUUUUUUUUUAUUGUGACUUGUUUAGUAAUUUUAAAACUGUUCAAAAUUGUAGUUUUAAAUAAAGUUUGGACUUGUCUGUAAAUCUGUCUUCUGAAAAACGUUCCUCUGGCUUACAGUGCAGUACACAGAGCUAACGUGGAAGUUCACUCACUUUAGCUCUACCUUCUUAGCUGAUUUUUAAGUGUUUAACUGUUUGCUAUUCCAGUUCACAGAAAUACUGUUAAUUAUUUUGGACAAGAAAAAACUUAGGAAAAAAAAGUUUAUUCUUUUAUAAAUACAACUUGUACACCUAGUACCUACCUACACAGUGCCUGAUAGCAUAAGAAUUACUGAUAUGUAAGAAAUGUUGCUCUUGUUGCCUGUGGAAUUUUGCUCAGAUAAAUGUGCUGAUUGGAAUGAAGCAAAUUGACCUUUUUUGUAAAGGCCUUUAAAAACUCUUCUGUUUUUUCU